This is a messenger RNA of Dermochelys coriacea (leatherback sea turtle), 1867 nucleotides long. RefSeq names its product myogenic differentiation 1 (gene MYOD1). The transcript has 3 exons. Gene Ontology annotation, molecular function: protein dimerization activity; RNA polymerase II cis-regulatory region sequence-specific DNA binding; DNA-binding transcription factor activity, RNA polymerase II-specific. The record is from RefSeq and is a predicted model, not a curated record. Lineage: Eukaryota; Metazoa; Chordata; Testudines; Dermochelyidae. Bases 404 to 1282 code for a protein of 292 amino acids. Gene Ontology annotation, biological process: muscle organ development; regulation of transcription by RNA polymerase II; positive regulation of myoblast differentiation.
GCUCGUCCUGCAGGAAUCCCCACCCGCCCUCCAGCAAGGCUUUGGGAUAAAUAGAGUCACAAAUUGUGCCAUCUGGAUGGCCAUCAGGGGUGGGUAUUUCAGUGUCAUGCCAAGGCAGAUCUGAACUGGGGAAGGGAGACAAGCGCCAGCCAAAGCUAAAGAACUAUUUUGUCUAAGCCGAGGAAAGUGUCUCUCUCCCAGUUAACUGGAGACAGUGGUGUGAGAGCGACUUCAUUAAAAGUUCGGGGGGGGGGGGGGUGGACAGCUAAACUAAACUUGUCUGGCGGCUGGAAAAUACACUCCCCGAUUAAAGCAGUUUGCUUCGCCCCCAUCGGCUGGCUUCCUGUGGCUUCUGCCCCUGCUUUUUAUUCCGGCUCAGCCCGUCCCACCCUUUGCUGCCCCCAUGGACUUGCUAGGCCCCAUGGAGAUAACGGAUGGCUCCCUCUGCUCCUUCUCGGCGGCCGAUGACUUUUACGACGACCCCUGCUUCAACACCUCGGACAUGCACUUCUUCGAGGACCUGGACCCGCGGCUGGUGCACGUGGGUGGCUUGCUGAAGCCGGAGGAGCACCCCCACCACCACGCGCACCACCACGAGGACGAGCACAUCAGGGCGCCCAGCGGCCACCACCAGGCCGGCCGCUGCCUGCUGUGGGCUUGCAAAGCCUGCAAGCGGAAGACCACCAACGCCGACCGGCGGAAGGCGGCCACCAUGCGGGAGCGGCGGCGGCUCAGCAAGGUGAACGAGGCGUUCGAGACGCUCAAGCGCUGCACCUCCACCAACCCCAACCAGCGCCUGCCCAAGGUGGAGAUCCUGCGCAACGCCAUCCGCUACAUCGAGAGCCUGCAGGCGCUGCUGCGGGAGCAGGAGGACGGCUACUACCCGGGGCUGGAGCACUACAGCGGCGAGUCGGACGCCUCCAGCCCCCGCUCCAACUGCUCCGACGGCAUGAUGGAGUACAGUGGGCCCUCUUGCAGCUCUCGCAGGAGGAAUAGCUAUGACAGCAACUACUACACAGAAUCACCAAAUGAUCCAAAACAUGGGAAGAGUUCAGUUGUCUCCAGCCUGGACUGUCUAUCAAGCAUUGUGGAGAGGAUUUCCACAGAUAACUCCACCUGCCCAGUGCUGCCCACAGUGGAAGGUGGAGCUGAGGGCAACCCGUGCUCGCCCCAAGAAGGAGCUACCCUGAGUGAGAGUGGAGCCCAAAUUCCCUCACCUACCAACUGCACCCAGAUUCCCCAGGACACCAGCAGCAGCAAUCCCAUCUACCAAGUGUUAUAAAGCCAGGUCCAGCUGCACUGUUAUGCAAAUACAAACUGCUAUAUGCUGCAAGAUCAAAGACCUGCCUUGAAAAGACUUAAGUAUUUCUUUUUCCAGUACUAAAAUAUCUCUGAAAAUUCCUUCAAAUAUAUAAUUUUUCAAGCCUAUAUUACUUCAAAAUACACUUAAUUAUUUAUUGGUUGUUGAACUAAAGCUAUUUAAUAUGUCUAGAGGUAAAAUUGCAUAGCACAAGAUGGCCAAUGUUUAUAAUCUGUGCUUUGGGGAAUGGGAACCUGGCUCUUGAGUUCUGGUAACAUUUUUGAAAAGAAGAAAACUAGUCAGGAGUAAUGACAUGAGACUUCCUUAUUGUUACCCCCAAUCCUGCCCAAAAUAAGGUUGUGGACCAUUUUUUAUAAUACUUUUUUGUAUAAUUGUAAAUAAGAGUUGCUUUGCAAAAAAAAACCCACCCCAAACAAAAAUACAAAAAAAGGAAUUAAAUAUUUAAUGUUGCUUGGUUUGUUGUGCCAAACUUUAACUUUAUAUAUUUAUACAAUGUGGUUGCCCAGAAUGUUUUCAACAAUAUUCUAAAUAAAGAUCCUUAUUUAU